Molecule: messenger RNA, 867 nt
Organism: Teleopsis dalmanni
Lineage: Eukaryota; Metazoa; Arthropoda; Insecta; Diptera; Diopsidae
Gene: GstT3
Product: glutathione S-transferase theta-1
Exons: 5
Coding region: 129-809 (226 amino acids)
Biological process (GO): glutathione metabolic process
Cellular component (GO): cytoplasm
Molecular function (GO): glutathione transferase activity
Source: RefSeq, a predicted model, not a curated record
AAAAGUUUUGAACGCCUCAAUUCAGUACUCAGUACUCACUUGUCGGUUAAUAGGUGCGAACGUUCGAUUGAGGAAGAUAUACUUUCGCUAGUUUUCGUGAACCAUUACCCACCACGCCAAAGGUCAAAAUGACUCUAAAAUAUUACUAUGAUCUAUUGUCACAGCCUUCACGAGCCCUGCUCAUUAUUUUGAAAAUGAGUGAUACACAAUUUGAAGACUGCCCAGUGGCACUACGAAAUGGUGAACACCUAACAGAGGAAUUCAAAAACGACGUUAAUCGCUUCCAAAGGGUACCUUGCAUUAACGAUGACGGUUUUAAAUUAGCAGAAAGUAUUGCCGUACUAAGAUAUUUAAGUGCCAAAGGAAAAAUUCCAGAACAUUUGUAUCCUAAGUAUUUUGUUGAACAAUCACGUGUGGAUGAGUUUCUUGAAUGGCAGCACAUAACCUUGCGCGUUACUUGUGCUUUGUAUUUCCGCACAAUUUGGCUACAGCCUCUAUUGAGCGGUGUAAAGCCAUCACCACAAAAAAUUGAAACUCUACGUGGCCAUAUGGAACAAAAUUUGGAUAUUAUAGAAAACGUUUGGUUGGAAAAAACUGAUUUUUUGACUAGUAAUAAAUUAACUGUUGCCGACAUUUUCGCUGCCUGUGAAAUCGAACAGACAAGAAUGGCUGACUAUGAUGUACGGAUCAAGUAUCCAAAAAUUAGAGCCUGGCUCAAACGUGUGCGUGCGGGUUGUAAUCCACAUUAUGAUUAUGCACACCAAAUAAUCUAUAAGAUUACUGGCACCGGACCAAAUUCCAAACUGUAAAAACCAAAUGUGCUAAUAUCAUCUGUUAAUAAUGUUAAUAUUUGGAAAUAAAUUAAAA